AUGGUGAAGGUGCUGACGGUCAUUGCAAGCGUCACGGCAACGAUCAAGUCACUCAUCUCUGGAGGCAGUCCCUUCGCAGGCUUCACGGCCCUAUGGCCCACCAACAGCGAUGGCAAAUAUAUAAUUCAAGCGGAAGGCAUUCGAAUGGCCUUCACGAACCGCAACGGCGGAGCACCGACUAAUGUCUGGAUUAACGACACGAAUGGCAACGAAGUCGAUAUCAUCCUUGGCCUAGACAAGGUGGAGGAUUAUGAUAACUACCUCGGCUACCUGGGUGGAACAAUUGGCCGAGUUGCUGGACAUAUCAGUAAUGCGUCUUUCCAGUACGACGGCGAAACAUAUUUCACCUCUGCAAACGGCAACAAUGGCACAACCACAUACAACGGCGGCGAGAAGGGCUGGGAGAGAAUGACCCUCGAUGUCGGCUCCCUUACGUCGAACAGCAUUACUUUCGUUGUAUUUGAUCGGGCUGGCGGAAACGGGUUUCCUGGAAACUCUGGCUCAAGUCUCGCGCAUUCUCUGUACCCGUAUGAAUGGCGCAUCUCAUACGGGGUGACGCCCACGAGAACGAGCAAACCCGUUCCUAUCAAUCUUAGCCAUAAGACGUACUGGAACCUAGAUGGAUUUCGACCUGGUUCGGAAACAAUUGAGGAACACCGUCUACAUCUCCCUUUCUCGGGCCUUCGACUCGAGGAAGAUGAGCACAAGAUCCCAACUGGUGACAUCAAGGGCAAUAAAAUGCGCUCCCCAUACGACUUUUGGUCUUCUGCGCGGCUUCUGGCGGCAGGCCUGGCGCGCAAAGCCACCUACGAUGACCUGUUCCUAGUAACUCGUCCUCAGCCUUGGGAAGUAGAGAGCAAACCGGUCGCUUCGCUUUCCUCUGCACGUUCAGGGAUCACGGUUGAGUUAUACACCGACCAAGAGGCCGUCCGGUUGGUGACUUGGGAUGGUGGCCCAAACUCAAAUCUUACCCUCAAGGAAGGGCAAGGCGGAAAACCUGUUCAAAAGAAUGCCGCCAUUUCCAUGCAGAUGAUGGACUGGCCAGAUGCACUAAAUCAUCCAGAGUGGCAGCGUGAUAAGCAUAUCCUCUUUGGGCCGGACAGGCUGAUGACUACGUUUUCUAAGUUCAAAUUUUCUGUGAAUGGGAGACCGAAAUAG
Arthroderma uncinatum is the source of this 1158-nucleotide messenger RNA. RefSeq names its product aldose 1-epimerase family protein. The transcript has 3 exons. The record is from RefSeq and is a predicted model, not a curated record. Bases 1 to 1158 code for a protein of 385 amino acids. Gene Ontology annotation, molecular function: carbohydrate binding; aldose 1-epimerase activity. NCBI's taxonomy places the organism in Eukaryota, Fungi, Ascomycota, Eurotiomycetes, Onygenales, Arthrodermataceae. Gene Ontology annotation, biological process: beta-D-galactose catabolic process via UDP-galactose, Leloir pathway; glucose metabolic process.